AUGCCUCCCCCACGCCAAGGGGACCGCAAAAAGGCACUCGCGAAACCCAAACCACAGCGCCCCCGCCAACAAAAGCAACCCGAUCGUAAAGCCGACCUGGACGAAGACUCCAGCCCAAUCGACCUCUCCACCACAAUCCCUCUCUCUUUACAGCAACUCCUCCUAGACGUCUUCAAAACCGCCCUCUUCACCCCAUCACAACAGCCACUCAUCCAUUCCGACCCCUCCAAAGACCCAUCACCAACCACCGACCAACCACACCCCAUCUCCUCAUCCCCGGCCCAAUUGGACACAAAGUCCCUAGUUCAGACCAUAAAAACCCACCUCUACCAACGAGACUUCGACUCCGCCUUCACAGAUGCCGACGAGGCUCUCCUGCGCGUCUAUGCUCUGCGCUGGAGCGCCGCGCGUGCGUUGGGAUAUGCGGGUAUCUUCAAGGCCGUUCUCGGGUAUAUGCGCGGUGAAAGCGCCUUGAAGUCUAAUACGCGGGUCGUGUGUAUUGGUGGUGGUGCGGGCGCAGAGAUUGUUGCCCUUGCAGCUGCUUGGAGGGAUUUGCAUGACGAUGUUGAAGGGCUUGGGGAGCGGCUGGGGGAUGUUUCGUUGGAGAAGAGUGGAGAUAAUGAGGCGACGGCUGAUUUCUCAACGACUGGGUCUCUUGAUAUCGCGGCUGUUGAUAUUGCCGAUUGGUCGAGUGUUGUUGAGCGUCUUGAGAGGACGAUGGUUUCGUCUACUGUGCCGGCUUCGAGGUCUUCGAAGCAUCAGCCGCCGCUGGUGGCCAAUGGCUCGGAAGGACGGCUUUCCGUUUCCUUUUCUCGGACGGACGUCCUCGGUGUCUCGGAGUCGGAUCUCAAAGAUGUCUUUCUGGACGGAAGUACCGCUUCAAGCGCCGAUGCCCCGCCCUCUCUGCUGGUGACGCUCAUGUUCACGCUCAACGAGCUCUUUUCCACUUCUAUGGUAAAGGCUACUGGUCUGCUUCUUCGCAUGACGGAGAUUCUUCCGCCGGGAGCGGUGUUGCUUGUGGUUGAUAGCCCGGGCAGCUACUCUACUCUAAAACUGGGUAAGGGUAAAGACGGCGUUGCGCAGGAAAGGAACUAUCCGAUGAAGUUCCUGCUUGAUCACACUUUGCUCUCCGUCGCCGAGGGCAAGUGGGAGCGGGUGCUCUCGCAAGACUCGAGAUGGUGGAGGCGGGAUGCUGCACGGCUUAGAUAUGAUGUAGGUGAGGGGGCGGGUUUGGAGGAUAUGCGGUUCCAGGUACAUUUGUAUCAGCGGUUGGCAUAG
Molecule: messenger RNA, 1278 nt
Organism: Penicillium cinerascens
Lineage: Eukaryota; Fungi; Ascomycota; Eurotiomycetes; Eurotiales; Aspergillaceae
Product: 25S rRNA (uracil2843-N3)-methyltransferase
Exons: 1
Coding region: 1-1278 (425 amino acids)
Source: RefSeq, a predicted model, not a curated record